AUUUUAGUUAAGUUUCAAACGGCUAAUCGAAAUGUUUGUUAAGAUAUCACAAAAAGUAAUUGGCUUAUUUCUAAUUAUAGAAUUAGUGUAUCAUCAAGCAUUUCAGCCGUGCCAAGCACAAUUUCAACGAUUGGCAGAACAAAAAUGCCAUGAAUAUCAACAAUAUGUUAAAGAAAAAAGUUCUUCAGUUGCAUUAAUUGCUGGCGGUCCACGACAUGAAACUACUGUUGAAAGAUGCGGCUUAAGAUCUGUUGAAUUAAUUCUUGGUGGUAAAGAUGCCAAACCUUUAGAAUUUCCCCACAUGGCUUUAAUAGGAUACAAACCAUUAGAUGAAGUCUUUUGGAAAUGUGGUGGUUCGCUGAUAAGUGAAAAAUUUAUUUUAACAGCAGCACAUUGUAAAAGGACGCCAUUCGGCCCACCAAGAAUUGUUAGAGUAGGUGAAUUAAAUAUCAAAUCAGACACAGACGAUGCUGCUCCACAAGAUUUUAAUGUUCAACAAAUGAUAAACCAUCCGAAUUAUAAAGCAAAAUUAAGAAUAAAUGAUAUUGCACUUAUUCAAUUAGCCGGUACUGUAAAAUUCGAUAGAUUUAAAAGACCAGCUUGCUUAGCGUCAUCUUUUGACUGGCCAAAAACAUAUGCUUGGGCAACUGGAUGGGGUGUUAAUAAUACAGAUGAUACAAUAGGAACAGCUCAUUUACAGAAAGUAAAACUUGAUAAAUUCUCAGAAGAUAUAUGUAAAAGCAAAUAUCCUACAUAUUCUAUAAAGUAUUCAGAGCAAGUAUGUGUUGGUUCAAAUACUAAAGAAGUAGACACAUGUCAAGGGGAUUCAGGUGGGCCAUUACAAACUUUGCAUACAAAAGAGGAUUGCAUGUGGGAAAUAGUUGGUGUUACAUCAUAUGGACAUGGCUGUGGUUCAAUUGGUGUACCUGGAGUUUAUGCAAGAGUAUUCCCAUACAUUAAUUGGAUAGAACAAAUUGUUUGGGGAUAAAUUAUUGUGAGAAAAUAAAGGAGAUUUUAUAAUAAAAUUUAAGUAAAAUUAAAAAAAAAAUAAUCUAGUUCAUUAGAAAAAACUAAAUAAAUUUAGAAAUAUGUUACGAGUAAUAUUUUAAAUUAUGUUUUAGUUUUAAUCAACUUGUCUACAUCUACAAAAUUUAAUGGAAGAAACUUGAAAAAUUUUAUUUAAAAAGAACAACAAACUAAGAUUAUUUCAUUUAUUAUCUUAGUCAAAAAUGAAUAAUUCCAGUUGACAUGUUUAGUCAGAAUACCAUAAAAAUACCAUUUAUAUUAACUUAUUAAAUACCAUGCCCUCUCCAAUUUGAUGUAUGUACAUAUAUUAAAUAACAUCUGUAUAACAUGUGUAUGUACAUACUAAAAGCAAUUGAAAUUCCAGGUGAAAUCCCAAAACUUACAAAUUCAUAGAAUGCCUUCCAGGUAGAAGUGAAAUAUAUUAUAUAUGUAUGUAUCUAAAGAAAGUGGUAUUAGUGAUUAAGUGUAAUAAAAUUUAUGAAUUUUAAAACGACAAGCCUUCGAAAGCUAAUAAAUUCAAACUAUUGAAAGUGAAAAAGCUAUGCGUUUCCAUCUAGUCUGAAAACAAUUCGGUUAUAUCAAUUAUCAAUUUGUUAAGCUUGAUUAUAUGGAAGCGUGCUUUGUGUAAUCCUCUAAUAAAAAACAUUUUGUUUUUACAAUUUGUAUAUCACUGUAAAAAAUUCUUAAAAAAAUAAAAACAAGUUUUACAUUAACAAUUAGAAUUAU
Messenger RNA from Condylostylus longicornis, 1752 nucleotides. RefSeq names its product serine protease snake-like. NCBI's taxonomy places the organism in Eukaryota, Metazoa, Arthropoda, Insecta, Diptera, Dolichopodidae. The coding region runs from base 32 to 988 and encodes 318 amino acids. The transcript is spliced from 3 exons. The record is from RefSeq and is a predicted model, not a curated record. Gene Ontology annotation, molecular function: serine-type endopeptidase activity. Gene Ontology annotation, biological process: proteolysis.